UGAACACUCUACACUGCACUGCAAGUUGGCUACUUGCCUCCUUAACUCUUCACUGUGAUUCUUCUCCAUCUCUGCCGCCUCUUUACGCUUUCCUUGUACGGACUACAUCCCUCCUCCAUGGCAGACAAUGAAGGUUAUUCAAAUGGCAGGCACCCGAACCCUGUUAUGAAGCGCAAACAGAUGAACUUUUGGAUCCUAUUGGCUCUUAAUGUGAUUUUUCUUGUUGUGGGUCAGGCAGCUGCUAUUAUUCUUGGAAGAAUUUACUAUGAUAAUGGUGGAAAUAGUAAAUGGAUGGCCACUCUUGUUCAAACAGCUGGUUUCCCUGUUCUUUUCAUUCCUUAUUUUCUUAUUCCAUCUCCCAAAGAACACACAGAUUCACCAAACCAGCCUCCGCCUUCGCCUUCUAUCAUCAAAGUUACCGUAAUCUAUGUCUUGCUUGGGGUCAUAAUUGCCGGGGAUAACAUGCUAUAUUCCGUAGCACUGUUGUACCUCUCAGCCUCGACCUAUUCCCUCAUAUGUGCAACGCAGCUAGUCUUUAAUGCAAUUUUUUCUUUCUUCAUUAACAGUCAAAAGUUUACAGCAUUGAUUUUCAACUCUGUGAUUGCCCUUACAUUAGCUGCUUCUCUGCUUGCGAUCAACGAGGACUCUGAUAAGCCUCCAGGUGUCACUACGAGGAAAUAUAUAUUUGGAAUUAUAGCUGCUAUUGUAGCUUCUGGACUGUACUCGCUCAUACUUUCACUGAUGCAGCUUUCAUUUCAGAAAGUCAUAAAGAAAGAAACGUUUUCUGUGGUUUUGGAAAUGCAAAUAUUUACAUCACUCGUGGCCUCGGGUGUCUCCACCAUUGGACUGUUUGCAAGCGGGGAAUGGAGGACUCUGUCGGGAGAAAUGCAGGGUUUCGCUACAGGCAAAGCAGCCUAUGUGCAGGUAUUGGUAUGGACAGCAGUGGGAUGGCAGGUUUGUGCUGUUGGCGUCGUUGGUUUAAUAUUUGUGGUGUCGUCGCUAUUCUCCAAUGUUAUCAGCACACUCUCUUUGGCGGUUACUCCCAUCGCCUCGGUGAUCAUCUUGCACGACAAGAUGAAUGGUGUCAAGAUGAUUGCCUUGCUAAUGGCAAUUUGGGGUUUUGGAAAUUACAUAUAUCAGAACUACCUGGAUGAUCUCAAGGCAAGAAGAACACAUUUUGCUUCUAUUCAUACUCCUAAUGUUUCUUCUUGUUAGUCAUCUUUGUUUAGGUCAAGCAAUAUAAAGUUACUGCAUAGAAACUCAUUGGUAUCAUCAAGCUUCCUGUUUUGUUGAAUAUUUGAAAUAUAUACAAUUUAUACAUGCUUAAUUGACUGGAAA
This is a messenger RNA of Ipomoea triloba (trilobed morning glory), 1338 nucleotides long. RefSeq names its product probable purine permease 11. The record is from RefSeq and is a predicted model, not a curated record. Gene Ontology annotation, cellular component: membrane. Gene Ontology annotation, molecular function: purine nucleoside transmembrane transporter activity. The transcript is spliced from 2 exons. Lineage: Eukaryota; Viridiplantae; Streptophyta; Magnoliopsida; Solanales; Convolvulaceae. Bases 118 to 1215 code for a protein of 365 amino acids.